UUACUAGGGAGAUAGCCGAGUGUCGAGCGUAAAAACAUAUUCAAACAUGUUCUUGGCCUCCCGCCUUUGGAGGAAGAGGGUUGGUGUUAUUUCGCAAAGGCGGGGCUUGCUAAAAUUGCAAAUGUCAGUGUUGUUGAAGUAGCGCGAACUUUUGUGCGAGUUCUUGCGAUGGUGCGUCUGCUUUCGACAUGUUAUCGACUCUAACCUCCACUCGUGGAGUAUGAAAGGUCCUUGCAGCUCACAGAACCUGUUAUGAGAAAAAAUCGUAUUGCUGGCUAAAUUAACUUCAAACUGCCACAAUGUACGAUUCACCGAUUUCUUUGGAGGAAGCAUGUGUCGACUUUAUUUGCGAAAACUUGGAGGCCUUGUGUGAGGUGACACCUUUAAUGACCUUAUCACCUCCAGUUGACGGCAGUGACAAACCAGAGUGUCACAAAGAGGAAAAGUUGACAUUAAGAGAUGAAUCAAUUUUACCCUCUGGAAUUUCAGAUAGACUUCUUGAACAACUCAGUGAGAAAGGAAAGCUGAAAGAUCUUACUAUGACGCUUUUUGACUCAAACAUUGCAACAUUGAGAAAUGUUCGAAUGAGAAAAGCAGGAAAAUUAACUACUAAAGGGUUACGCAUGUUAAAAGGACACAAAAUUAGAAGCUUAGAGGCUAUUGGUUUAACAGUAUCUGUGAACGAUUUAAUUGGAUGUCUGGGAGAGUGGACUCUACAAAAUCUGCGAUCUUUAAAUGUUGCAAGGUCCACUUUCAUGGCUGGAUCAAAGUAUUGUGUGGUUGUGGGUCUGUCAAAAUUACAGAACCUUCAAUCAUUAAAUGUAGCUUGUACUGAAUUUAACAGUCAUGGACUGGAAAUAGUUAUAGAAGAUUUACCUCAUCUUGAAGUUCUCAACAUAUCGGGAACACAAGUUUCAGAUAUUUCAUCUCUAAGGAAAUGCCGUGACAGACUGAAAUCAUUGUAUAUGUACAACCUAAAGGUGUCACAUCAGGAGAAUGUGGUUCGGAUACUGUUAGAGCUGCACCAGUUACAGCAUUUGGAUAUCUCAGAUGAACAGGACCGCCAUCCAUUUGAUCUGUUGGAACCUAAUUCUUCAAGUAUUUCAGAUUUAUUCAAACCAGAGUGUCUUCCUCAUCUUAAAUACCUAGACAUCUCUGGUGCUGAAAGGGUUGAUGAGGAGCUGCUGAGAAAGUUUGUGCUAGCACAUCCUAGCAUGACAUUCUUAGGAUUGAUGUACCUUAAUGCCUGUUAUGAUCAGAUGUAUGUCAACCCAGAUGAUCCAAAUUAUAGACAUGACCUUGUUGUUACUGGAUUGGCUUCUGAGAAGCAAGUUAUGGAAGGCCUUGAGAGAUACCCCCAUCGCCCAAUUUUCUUGCAAAAGUGUCUUCUAAACCUUUUCCGUAUCACUAAUUUGUACCGAGAAACUAGAUCAGAUCUCAUUAAGCUUGUAGUUCGUGGCAUGAGACUUCACCAGACACAAUAUGGCAUACAGAUGGCUGCCACUGCUUGCCUUUACAAUUUAACAAAAGGGGAAUUGGCCAACAAAGUUCAUCCCUCUAUACUAAGAGAUGUGGUUGAACUAUCCUUGGAUGCAAUGGAAACAUUUCCAAGUCACUUUCAACUUCAGAAAAAUACUUUACUCACUUUAUGCAGUGACCGAAUUCUCCACGAUAUAUCUUUUGAUAAAUAUCGUUGUGCAAGACUUGUUCUUGACAGCUUAUGUGCUUUUAAUGAAGCUGCUGUCAAUCGAAUGAGUGUGGCAAUUUGCAGUGUGUUAGCUGCUAAAAUAUCAACGAGGGAUUCCUCUCUUUUGGGUGCGCAACCUAAAUAUAUGCGUAAACUACUUACUAUGGUAGAAGCUCGUAUGGCUACGAAAACAAUUGACAUCACCAUGAAAUUUACCCUGAGUGCCCUUUGGAAUCUAACUGAUGAAUCACCAGCCACAUGCCAUAUGUUUUUAGAAGAAAAUGGACUUGAAUUAUUUUUGUCUAUGCUUCAAGUUUAUGAGUUUGAGACCUCUAUAGAGACGAAAGUGUUAGGACUUCUUAAUAAUAUUGCUGAAGUUCCUGGGUUGAGGUCAAAUCUCAUGUGCCCCAACUUUAUUGAGGCCUUACGGAAAUUACUACACUCAAGACACAUUGAUGUUAGCUACUUCAGUGCUGGUAUUAUUGCUCACCUUAGUAGUGAUGGCGCAAAUGUAUGGACUGUAGAAACUAUCAAGCGGGAUGAAAUGCUGCAGGAUUUGGGUCAUGUAGUACUGAAAUGGGUUACUCCCAGUAGUGAGAUGGUGGCAUACCGAUCAUUCAUCCCUUUCUUCCCUCUAUUAAAAUGCUACAAUGCCCCUCAGGUGCAGCUAUGGGCUGCAUGGGCAAUUCAUCAUGUUUGCUCCAAAAACGCAAAACGGUACUGUUUAAUGUUGGUUAAGGAGGGUGGAAAUGCUAUUCUUGAGGAGAUUCAUGACUGUCCAACUUCUGAUGAGACUGUACGAGCUAUUUGUGAAGCUAUUCUGAGAAUGGUUGAAAAAGAAGAAAAGCACUCUUCUAUGGAAAAUCAAUCGGGAAUGAUUGAAAUGGUGGAUAGAGUGUCCUAAAGCAGAUUAUUAGCUAACUAAGAUUGUUGAAUGGAUAGGCCGGUACUGAUCCCGGUCAAAAUUGGCAGUUUACCGGUAACCCCGGUAAUUAACCAUGUAUUGUGUUGUUCUUCAUGAAGCCUGUCAUUUAUGUUGGUGUAGUGUAUCCACUCCGACGUCUGCAAGGUAGACAAAACUUACAUAGGCUUGUGCUUUUAGCUCUUGUACAGCUCAGCCUAUAAAUAGCAUGGACUGAACAGGUAUUUUAAAAGUGCACCACUGUUUCAUUUGUCUACUUUGUAGUACAUUUUUUAUAAGCAAAGAAAUCCUGGUACAUUUAAAGAUUGCCUUUUUAUAUCAAAUUUAACUUAAACAACAGUAAUUCUUUAAAAUUACUGCCGCUUGAAAUUCUAUGGAUAGUUUUAAAUCCUUGGGAUUUAUGCAUAUUUGUCUUUCAUUUACUUUCAUUUAAUCUGUUGUACAGCAGGUCUUUUGGAGGUAUAUUCCAAUCUCUUCAAGACAUGUUUUCAUCUUAUUAAACUGUAAAUUGUACAUAACAUUAUUAUAUUCAAUCGUUUAUAUGUUUCUUUCUCUUUUUUUAUUAUAUUUGUUUGCUGUGGUAAAUAAUGGUAUGUGAUAAAAUGGUGUUGGAUUGUUUGAGUGUACAUCAGUCAAUUGAUGCCCUCACAGCAUGUCUCCAUUAUUCCAUUGUUUUACUGUGCAGAUCAUUAAACAUUGUGAAAUGAUGAUUGCUGCUUAAGUUAGUAAGCGUUUAAGGAAAAAAUGCUAGUCAAUAUCAAUGAUAAUAGUUUGUAUAUGGAUAUAUUAUACUGUAAUACUGUAUUCUUCUUCAAAUUCUGUAAAACUUUUCUGUUAAACUUUCUUCCUCUUAAAGACUUCAAGAUAAAUGGUGUGUAGAGAGGAUCAGUUACAUACUACAUCUUUUAGAUAAAAAAAUUUGACUACUUGUUACCUGCUCUAAAAUGCCAAUUUCUUUGUAUUUCCACUUUGUGAUUCACCAUUGUUAAUGUUUUAAUCAAUUUGUUGUUAAUGAAGUUACUAGUACAGAACAUUUUGACAUACUGUACCAUUCAAUGUCUUGAACUGUCCAUCAGUUAAUAUGAUGUGCCUUCAAUAGUGAUAAUAUGUAAUACUCCCAGGUAUUACUAAAGCUUUUAAUCUCCUGUUCAGUUCAACUUAUGUAUACAUUCAUCCCUCUGAAUCGAAAUUUCACUUAAACUUUAAGCAAACUACUUAGUGUAGCAAGCUCUCCAAAAUUUCGUAACAGUGUGAAGGACAAAUUGACGCAAUAUCAGUAAAAGCUUAUGCAUGUUCUCAUUUUUGUUGCAAUGAUUUCUGCCAGAGCCAUAGGAGCAAUAAUAAAGGUAAUCAAGCAUUCAUAAAUUUGACAGGCGAUGUGUGUGUUUAUCUGGAUAAUUCUGUUGUGAUUUUAACCUUUUAAUAUUUCAAAUAAUAAAAAAAAAACAGUUGAUGAACUUCAUAAUCCAAGUCAAA
Messenger RNA from Frankliniella occidentalis (western flower thrips), 4085 nucleotides. RefSeq names its product protein zyg-11 homolog B. NCBI's taxonomy places the organism in Eukaryota, Metazoa, Arthropoda, Insecta, Thysanoptera, Thripidae. Gene Ontology annotation, cellular component: Cul2-RING ubiquitin ligase complex. The record is from RefSeq and is a predicted model, not a curated record. Bases 300 to 2591 code for a protein of 763 amino acids. The transcript has 17 exons.